Molecule: messenger RNA, 2013 nt
Organism: Gossypium raimondii (Peruvian cotton)
Lineage: Eukaryota; Viridiplantae; Streptophyta; Magnoliopsida; Malvales; Malvaceae
Exons: 5
Coding region: 1-2013 (670 amino acids)
Molecular function (GO): zinc ion binding; nucleic acid binding
Source: RefSeq, a predicted model, not a curated record
AUGUCACGGAGUCCGGAAAGGAAUCCAAAUGAGGAAGGUAGAUUUCGUCCCAUAAGAAACGUUGGAGGUGGAGUGCUAGAUCUCAAUUUACAAGCCAUCAUGCGAGAAAUGGUGCGAUUGUUUGAUCGCAAGCUUGAACCAAUCGAAGAUCGCCUAUAUCGAGUUGAAACUCAAGGGCAACGUGAAGCAACUCCGAAAGCUGCAAGGCAAGAACGAGAGCGGCUAAUUAACAACUUAAAUGAGGCUGGUGAAUCUAAAAGUGAUCCCUUGUCUGAUCGAAGCAACCCUCAACUAGUUCGACGAAAUUGGGUUCCAAGAAAUCGAGAUCGUCGCGAUGGCAAUCUCAAAAAUAUCAAGAUGUCUAUUCCACCAUUUCAAGGAAAGAAUGAUCCCGAAUCUUACUUAGAGAGGGAAAAGAAAAUGGAACUCAUCUUCGAGUGUCAUAACUACUUAGAAAAUAAAAAGGUCAAGCUCCCCGCCAUUGAAUUCUCGGACUAUGCGAUCGUGUGGUGGGAUCAAUUGGUGACUAGCCGAAGGAGGAAUGGGGAGAGGCCUAUCUCUACUUGGGCCAAAAUGAAGGCUGUUAUGCGUAAGCAUUUUGUCCCAUCCUAUUACCAUCGGGAGUUGUAUCAACGAUUGAAAAAUCUCACGCAAGGCAACCGAAGCAUUGAAGAUUAUUAUAAAGAAAUGGAAAUCACUAUGAUAAGAGCCAACGUGGAGGAGGAUCGUGAAGCAACCAUGGUGAGAUUUUUAGCCGGCCUAAAUCGGGAUAUUGCCAAUAUCGUCCAGCUUCAACACUAUGUUGAAGUUAUGGAUAUGGUGCAUAUGGCAAUAAAAGUUGAAAAACAAUUGAAGCGGAAAGGAUCCACCCAGACAUAUCCAACGGUUUCUAACAACAAGUGGACUCAAGGAACAAGCAAAGCUCCCAAUCGGCCUAAGGAGCCAUUUGUUGCCACUAAGCCCAACCAACCAAGUGGCGAAACUAGCAAAAAUAAAAACGAGGCUAUUUUGAAUCGUUCUCGUGAUAUCAAGUGUUUCAAAUGUCAAGGAAGAGGCCACAUCACUAGUCAAUGCCCUAAUCGGCGAGUGAUGGUGGUUCGUUCAAAUGGCGAGAUCGAGUCUGAAGAUGAACAAGAGGAGGAUCCUGAAAUUUCCAAGGAGGAAGAAGAAGAGCUCGAGCUGUCUGUUGAAGGAGAAUUACUCGUUGUCAAAAGAACCACCACAAAGCAUCCAGAUCCUUACAAGCUACAAUGGCUAAAUGAUGGAGGUGAACUCAAGGAGACGAAGCAAGCAAAAGUGGCAUUUUCCAUAGGCAAGUAUCAAGACGAGGAAUUUAGAGAUGUUUUUCCCGAAGAAGUGCCAAAUGGCCUACCUCCCAUUCGAGGAAUCGAGCACCAAAUUGACUUUGUGCCUGGUGCUGUAAUUCCAAAUAGGCCAGCAUAUAGAAGUAAUCCUGAGGAAACGAAGGAAUUGGAGAAGCAAGUAGCCAAAUUAAUGGAGAAGGGCUACAUUCGUGAGAGCUUAAGUCCGUGUGUGGUUCCGGUAUUGUUGGUUCCUAAAAAGGACAAAUCAUGGCGAAUGUGCAUUGACUGCCGCGCCAUCAAAAAAAUCACAAUAAAAUAUCGCCAUCAUAUUCUCUGCCUUGACGACAUGCUUGAUGAACUUAGCAGAGCCCAACUGUUUUCGAAGAUCGACAUGAAAAGCUUUGUCAUAAGUGCUCGUGGUUUGGAAGUUGUCCAAGAAAAGGUCAAGGCAAUCAAUGAGUGGCCACGUCCAACUAACAUCAGCCAAGAGAAUUCUUUUAAUAAGAUUAAAGGAUGUCUAACUAAUGCACCAUUGUUGUCUUUACCUGAUUUUAACAAGACAUUCGAGAUAGAGUGUGAUGCUUCAGGUAUCGGCAUUGGCGCUGCUUUGAUGCAAGACGGACGGCCUAUUGCGUACUUUAGUGAAAAGUUCAAUGGAGCUACGCUGAAUUAUCCAACGUAUGAUAAGGAAUUAUAUGCGUUGAUCUGA